GCUUUUGAUAUGUUGACUUACGUGUAUUUGGACAAAAUUACUGAAGGUGGAACCAGCCAGCUUUUUACUGUUUUCAUUAUGCCUCGCUAACGUCACGUGACCAUGUUAUUAUUCUGUUUCCGGGGCAGCGCUGCGUCCCGCCGCCACCAUAAGCAACGCUGCAAGGAACGCUGUUGAAUAUGUCGCUGGGAUCACGUAGAAUCAUAGUUAUCCUCUCAGGUAAUGCGAUCAUGUUUAAGCUGAAGGACUUUGUAAACCAGCGGCUCUCUGCUGCGGCCGUGGAAAUAGUCGAGGAGUUUGAGAAAAUGCUCGAUUUGUAUAAAGCUGAAGUGACUCGGUCGAGAGAAGAGGUGGACAACCUGCGGAAGCAGCUGGACCUCCGGCACGACACAUCAGCUGGAGAAGCUCCAGCGGCCCACAGCACCAUCACUGCAGACGGGUGUGACUCCAUUCUGCUGCAGGAGAAGCUGCUGCCCUCGACACCAGUGGAAAUGGGACAGGAGUCAAACUUCAGUGUGAAGCCUGUAGCUGCUGGACCUUCUCACACCAAUGCUGGUGGAGAAAAUCCUGACUGGAACAACGGCACGCUGCACUCAGACCCUGAAGUGUCACAGGUUAAAGAAGAGCAGGAGGAACUGGGCAUUGACAGUCAAAAACAAGAGGCUGUGAAAAGUGAACAAGAUCAACCAGAGGCAGAAUUUGAAUAUGAAUUGGAGCCGCUCUCCUCAGACUGCUCUCCAGCUCAGAGUGAGAACAGCGACGAUGAGGAUUGGACGGAGAGCAAAGAAGCACAGAAAAGGUCCAAGAAACGAAAAGCAAAGUCAAAACAACGACAGACUGACAGUAGUACACAGGAGGGACGUGAAGUGCUACCUCAUGAAGAUUCUUCUGCCAAAAGUCAACCUGAUGAUCGUAUUUCUUGCCAUUUGUGUGGCAAAAUCUUUCAGUAUUUAGGUCCUUUAAUGAAGCACAUACAAACACAUGACAAGACAGCUGAUUGUCAUGUGUGUAGGAUAACAUUCCAGUCAACAGAGGAGCUGAUACAACAUUUGCAUUUACAAUGUGAAAAACACUUACAGUCUGCUAUCAAGAAAAAACAUUGUUGUGAUGUUUGUGGCAAAACUUUCACCAAAAUGUGUUUGCUUAGAGAGCACACAAAAAUACACACAGGGUUAAGACAGUUUACAUGUCAAGAAUGUGGCAAAGCAUUUAUCCGAAAAAGAGACCUUACUGUGCAUGCUAGGACCCACUCUGGAGAGAAACCAUACAGCUGUGAUGUUUGUGGAAAAGCAUUCAGUCAGAGACCUAAUCUUGUAACUCAUAUUAGAAAGCAUACAGGAGAGAAACCUUAUCAUUGUGAUUUGUGUGGCAAAAACUUCCGGACUAGUGGUCAUCUCACAAUACAUUUGAAAUUCCAUUCAGGGGAGAGGCCGUACUGCUGUGAUAUUUGUGGUAAAAAUUUUCGCCAGAGUGGGGAGGUGAAGAGACACAGGAGAAUACACACAGGGGAGAGGCCAUAUGCCUGCCAUGUUUGUGGCAUGAAAUACAAAUUUGGAGGAAAUCUGAAGGUGCACAUGAAAAUUCACAAAAAGUAAAGUACCGUGAUUUUGUCUACAUUCAUGGAGUAACCCAGCUGCUGACUAUAUUCUGGUUAAGGACUUGACUGACCUAAAAUUUUUGCUUCUAUGACAUGCAGAUAAGUGAAAUAGGUCAAAUUUGCCCCGAUUGUGGCUGUUGUCAGGAUUUUCUCAGGGAGAACAUCAUCUGAGCCUGAUUCAGUAGGAUGAAUCUUACUGCUUUUGUUUGAAAGAAAAUGCUACAUAAAAGUAAAUGUGGCAUAUUGUACAUAACCUAAGUAGUUUUCUUGCUUUGCCCAGUGAAUGUCUUUUUUGAAAAACACUGUAUUUUUCUUCUGCAUCUGCCAGUGGGCAAUCACUGGAGGGACUUGAUGUUCUCUGCAAAUGGGUGGAAAAAAUAUGUGCAUGUAUGGGCACAGCAUCGACAGUCAGCUAAAAGAGUUUGAUAAUAUUGGCAUGUUGGAUGUCAGUAAAUAAUCCAAUAUUGUGUAUCCCUGACUGAGGUGGUUUAAACUUAUACUCUAACCUUGAGAAACCAAGUUAACCGUCAAUGUAAACUCAGACUCACACAGGGUUGUGGCACUGGGUACAUUAUGAUGUCAAAAGAAAAAAAUGUGAGCAAUAUGUAUGGAUACUAUUGCUGCAGUUUCUUCUUUAUUAGAAGUAACCUCUGUCACUGUAGCAGCGGGCAGCCUUCUCCACUUGUUUUCUCUUUGAUUAUAAAAUUUUUUGAUGGAACAACACAGGACAACAAGAAUAUUUCUGUUAUUGUUUUACUUAUUUGGAUUUCUUGACUUUAUCUUCAUGCUUUAUUGUAGCAACAGGCAUCCUCUGCUUUAUACUCGCAUUGUUUAACAUUUUAAUUAAGAUUUAACUUUGUGUCAUUUUUAGUAGGUAGUCUAAAAAUUAUGAAUUCUUGAAGUGUUGAGCUGGUAGAGAUCCCCAAAUCUUUCUUCCAUUUGUCAUGCAUUUCAUUUAAAGAUGUUUGCAUUCACUGCCCGAAAUACAUAAACUUAUUACCUACUUCCUUCCUACUUUCACCAUCUCCCUCUUGCCACAGCAUGCAAAAUCUUUCAAGAUGCCGCUUCCCAUAAUCCACUGCAAAUCUUUGACACCUGCUCAUUGAAAUAAAUGGGGAGCAUUACAUCUGAAAAUUCUGCUUUCAGUGAGGCAUACAGGGUAAAAGUUUGCUCACACCACGUACAGAUUGUGGCACAAAAAACAACAAAAUUUUAAAACAAAAUGUAUUUCUAUGCAGGGGCUGAUGUAGGGAUUUGGGGCCUCAUUUCAAAAUGCUUUUCUGUACAUUUGAAUGAAUUGUUGAUUAUAUUUUGUUUGUGCAUGUGUUUCAUCAUUCUAUACACAAUGCUUAAUAAUCUGAAACCAAUGAUUUGGUUUUCAGUAUUCUUUUCCUCAAGUCCUUUUUCCUCUGUCUUUUCUACCUCUGAUACCUCCCCCUGUCUGUGAUUAUAUGAUGUUUUUAAAACCACCCAUGAAUGACUAUUUUUAAGUGUAUUGAGAUAAAAGUAGAUAAAUUGUUAUGAGAAAUAAACAACAAAAAGAACAGACUGAAAUCAAUAUUAGAUAAAUAAACA
Messenger RNA from Myripristis murdjan (pinecone soldierfish), 3172 nucleotides. Its product is annotated as zinc finger protein 184-like. Bases 180 to 1595 code for a protein of 471 amino acids. The record is from RefSeq and is a predicted model, not a curated record. Gene Ontology annotation, biological process: regulation of transcription by RNA polymerase II. The transcript has 2 exons. Gene Ontology annotation, molecular function: DNA-binding transcription factor activity, RNA polymerase II-specific; RNA polymerase II cis-regulatory region sequence-specific DNA binding. Lineage: Eukaryota; Metazoa; Chordata; Actinopteri; Holocentriformes; Holocentridae.